Molecule: messenger RNA, 1376 nt
Organism: Hibiscus syriacus
Lineage: Eukaryota; Viridiplantae; Streptophyta; Magnoliopsida; Malvales; Malvaceae
Product: flavin-containing monooxygenase FMO GS-OX5-like
Exons: 6
Coding region: 23-1342 (439 amino acids)
Molecular function (GO): N,N-dimethylaniline monooxygenase activity; NADP binding; flavin adenine dinucleotide binding
Source: RefSeq, a predicted model, not a curated record
UGCCUUAGCUGUAGUGGUGAAAAUGGGAAAAAUUUAUAAGGUAGCGGUCGUCGGAGCUGGCACGGCAGGGCUUCUUACGGCCAGGGAGCUUCAAAGAGAAGGUCACCAUAUCACUGUUUUUGAAAAGGCCGGCAAAGUUGGCGGUAUUUGGCUCUAUAAUCCACGGGUGGAGUCCGACCCAUUGGGACUUGAUCCGAAUCGCGAAAUAGUUCACAGUAGCCUGUACAAAUCCCUUCGAGCUAACCUUCCUAGGCAGGCCAUGAGCUUCUUGGACUAUCCAUUUGUGAAGAAAGAAGGUGGGGAUCCGAGGACUUUUCCGGGUCAUGAAGAAGUGCUCAGGUUUCUUGAUGAUUUCGCCAGGGACUUUGGGUUGAUGAAGCUGAUUCAAUUUGGACAUGAAGUGAUUCGGGUAGAGCUAGUUGAUGAGCUGACUCAUGAGUGGGUUGUUGAGUCGAGGAUUCGAAAAACUGAGUCAACAUGGGAAUCCAAGGAGGAGUCGUUUAAAGCUGUAGUUAUAUGUAAUGGUAAUGAAUCGGAGCCAAACGUUGCAGAUUUUCCUGGCAUAGAUACUUGGCCAGGAUUACAAAUGCAUAGCCACAACUAUCGUACUCCUGAAGCGUUUGAAAACAAGAUAGUGAUUCUCAUUGGGAAUGGACCAAGUGCAGUUGACAUUCUGAAAGAGAUCUCCCCUCUUGCAAAACAAGUUCAUUUGGCUGUUAGAACACCUAGUUUUCAGAUGAUAAGGGUGGAAAAUUAUGCUAACGCUUGGCAACAUUCAAUGAUUGAAUGUGCACUGAAGGAUGGUAAGGUGGUAUUCCAAGAUGGUUCUAUUGUUGAUGCAGAUGUCAUUAUUCAUUGUACUGGGUACAAAUAUCAUUACCCAUUUCUCAAGUCAAAUGGGAUAGUUACUGUGGACGACAAUCGUGUUGGACCUAUGUAUAAACAUGUAUUUCCACCAAGCUUAGCUCCUUGGCUCUCAUUUGUGGGACUAAAUAACAGGGCGGUUGUGUUUAGGGUGAUGGAAUUACAAGCGAGAUGGGUGGCAAAAGUUUUGUCUGGCACGGUGGAGCUUCCGUCCGAAGAAGCAAUGGCAGUUUCUGUUGAAGAGCAUUACAGUGAGAUGGAGAAGGCCGGAGUGCCCAAGCGUCAUACUCAUAGCCUUAUGAUGGAGGAGGUUGAAUAUGUAACUUGGCUUGCUACUCAGUUGAACAUAAAGCCCCUGAAAAUGUGGAAAGAAAUAACGGUAUUCUCCUUCGUAGAAGGGAUAUUACAUUAUGGUGAAAAUUUUAGGGAUAUAUGGGACAUUGACAAAUGGAUACAAAAAAUAGAUUCUUCCGAUUAACUUCCGCAUACCAUAAAUGCUAUAAAUAAUGUUG